AGUCUUCCUAGACCAUCGCUGCCGAUCUCGCCAAGUUCUUCGUGCACAGGCUUCGGGCGAAAGCCCCUCGAAUAGAUAAGAGAUCGGCAGAAAGAUGGAACCGUACGGAGACGACGUGCUAUGGAUCGUGGUCGUGGGAUUCCUCAUGGCAUUUCUGGUAGCGUUUACGAUCGGAGCCAACGAUGUGGCCAAUUCCUUCGGGACCUCCGUCGGAUCCAAGGUCCUUACCCUCAAAACGGCCUGCAUUCUUGGUAUCUUCUUCGAAACCGCGGGAUCCAUCCUACUCGGUUCCGAGGUGACAGAGGCGAUAGGGACGGAGAUCUUCAACGUGGACGCCUAUAACGGAACCGAGAAGCAGAUCAUGCUUGGAGCUCUGGCAACUUUAGGCAAGCAAAGGGGAUCGGGACUCUGGCAGUUGGUGGCGACGUAUUUCCAGCUUCCGAUCUCCACGACCCACGGCGUUGUGGGGGCCAUCGUUGGGUUCAGCCUCGUCGCUAAAGGACCUCUGGGUGUCCAGUGGAUGACCGUCGCCCGGAUCGCUGCGUCCUGGGUGUUGAGCCCGGUGGUGUCGGGUGCCAUUUCGGCCCUCUUCUUCCUGGGAGUGAGGACUUUCAUCCUCGAGAACGCCCAUCCGGUGAAGAAGGUUCUCAUCUUCCUUCCCAUCAUCUAUGCCGUCGUGACUGUGGUUAACGUCGUCUCUGUCUUCACCGACUCACCCCCCUUUCUGUACCUGGACAAGGUACCUUGGUGGGGAGUUUCCUUGUCCAGUCUCCUCAUAUCGAUCCUCGUCGGAGUCUACGUUCGAUUCUUUCUCAUUCCUCACGUCACCCGCAAACUCACAGACACGAAGAAUGACUUGGAAGAGGUAAAGGAAAAGGAGGAGAAGGAGAAAGUUGAAAAUAUGGAGAUUGUCCACAGAAUGAAGCUGAUGAAAGUGAAUGAGAGUGGGAAGGUUCAGCCCAUCCUUUCAAAGGAAAAAAUGGACUCCAACCCCUUGCCUCAGGAAAAGGAAGGGAACUGCUUCGAAAAAGGUGGAGGAGACUCGAACGAGAUCUCGAAUGGACUAAACGAUGAGAAGGGAAUUGAAGAUGAAGAGUCCGAGAAGGGAGAUAUGACGGAGAAGGGGAAGACCGAGGGAGACGAAGGGAAAGGAGACACAAACGCGCAGUUUCCGCCGACUGAGAAGUUAUUCUCGUUCGUCCAGAUUUUGACUUCCGUGUGCUCGUCCUUCUUCCACGGCGCCAACGACGUCAGUAAUGCGGUCGGUCCGAUCCUGGGGAUGUGGUUCGCCUAUCAGACCGGGAAGUUGUCGCACGUGAUGGAUCCACCCAUCUGGAUCUUGGCUUUCGGAGGAAUUGGGAUCUCGCUUGGACUCGCCGUUUGGGGACGAAGGGUCAUAAAGACCGUCGGCCAGAGACUCACUCCAAUCACUCCAUCUAGCGGAUUCACGAUGGAGAUGGGGGCGGCAUUUACAGUGCUGAUGGCGUCCAAGGUGGGUCUCCCCAUCAGCACAACUCAUUGCCUCAUCGGCUCCAUCGUCUGCGUCGGCAAAGUCAAGGAUCCUCUUCAGGGAGUCCAAUGGGGUCUCUUCCGGAACAUCGUGUUGACGUGGUUCAUCACGCUGCCGGCAUGCGCAGGUGUGAGCGCCUUGAUCAUGUUCAUCCUCCUCCACGUCUCCCCCUGAACUCCCUUCGCUUGCAUCAUUUUAGCCAUCACCCCUUUUCAUUUUCAAUUUUUUCCUGACGACAUGUAUUAUACUAUUUGUUCGUUUCUUUUAAUGAAGGACUGCUUUCGUGGACGGAC
Messenger RNA from Darwinula stevensoni, 1803 nucleotides. The record is from the annotation of a GenBank genome assembly. NCBI's taxonomy places the organism in Eukaryota, Metazoa, Arthropoda, Ostracoda, Podocopida, Darwinulidae.